UCUCGUAGGGGGCGGGGGCUUGGGGUCAUGACUGUUGUACAGGGGCGGGGCUUGUACAGGAUUUCCGGUAGGGCUAGAGGGCGUGGUUCAUGCAGUGGGCGGAGCUUGGAGGGGCCGGGAUAGCACUUCCGGGGGGGAGGGGGCGCGGGAGCGAUGGCUGCGGGGUGCGGGUGGCGGCGGCGGGCGCUGCGGCUGUUGACGGCGGGCGGUGCGGUGCUGCUCACCCGCUUCCCCUUCUGGCACUGCUUUAGCGGGCUCCUGCUCUGCGCCGAGCGUGCCGGCGGCCGCCGGAAGCCGGACAUCCCCGUCCCCUACCUGUACGUGGACAUGGGGGUGGCCGUGCUCUGCGCCAGCUUCAUGUCCUUUGGGGUGAAGCGCCGCUGGUUUGCCCUGGGGGCUGCCCUGCAGCUCGCAGUGGCCACCUACGCUGCCCACAUUGGCGGCCACGUCCACUACGGUGACUGGCUGAAGGUGCGGAUGUACUCCCGGACCAUCGCCAUCAUUGGCGGCUUCCUCAUCCUGGCCAGUGGCGCCGGCGAGCUGUACCGGCAGAAACCGCGCAGCCGCUCUCUGCAGUCCACGGGCCAGGUCUUCCUUGGCAUCUACCUCAUCUGCCAGGCAUACUCCCUGCAGCACAGCAAGGAGGACCGCCUGGCCUACCUGAACCACCUCCUGGGUGGGGAGCUGGCUCUGCAGCUGCUCUUUGUGCUCUACGGGCUGCUGGCUCUCGCCUUCCUCUCGGGGUACUACGUGCGUGCGGCGGCGCAGGUGUUGGCUGUGCUGCUGCCCCUCGCCAUCCUCCUCAUUGAUGGCAACAUCGGCUACUGGCACGACUUGCGACGCGUCGAGUUCUGGAACCAGAUGAAGCUCAUUGGGCAGAACGUUGGCAUCUUUGGAGCUGUCGUCAUCCUGGCUACGGAUGGCUGAUUCUUUUAGAGAAUUGGCGCUAUUUAUUCUUUUUUUUUGUUUUUUAAUUUGUAAAUAUUUGAUAGCUUUGCCGGUGGCCGGGGCGGGCACUGCCCCGGGUUGAGGGAGGGCUGGGGGGCUCCUGCCUGCAGGGUACUGGCCACUGUGUGGCCAGGCCCCCUCCCCGUCGGGGUCCCCAUGCCCCGGGAGUGUUUUUACUGAUGAAAUGAGAGAUC
Molecule: messenger RNA, 1142 nt
Organism: Cuculus canorus (common cuckoo)
Lineage: Eukaryota; Metazoa; Chordata; Aves; Cuculiformes; Cuculidae
Gene: TMEM101
Product: transmembrane protein 101
Exons: 4
Coding region: 154-927 (257 amino acids)
Biological process (GO): positive regulation of canonical NF-kappaB signal transduction
Source: RefSeq, a predicted model, not a curated record